Molecule: messenger RNA, 834 nt
Organism: Ceratitis capitata (Mediterranean fruit fly)
Lineage: Eukaryota; Metazoa; Arthropoda; Insecta; Diptera; Tephritidae
Product: chymotrypsin-1-like
Exons: 3
Coding region: 17-796 (259 amino acids)
Biological process (GO): proteolysis
Molecular function (GO): serine-type endopeptidase activity
Source: RefSeq, a predicted model, not a curated record
CUUAUUAACACUCAAAAUGUUGACACGGUUUACCGUUAUAUUAGCAGCGCUUUUGGGCGCCGUUGCUUGCUAUCCAGAAGGGCGCGUGGUCAAUGGCACUGAUUCCGAUGUAGGAAAAUUUCCCUUCAUUGUCUCCUUGCGCGGCUCGACGGGCUCACAUUCGUGCGGUUCAAGCAUUAUUGCACCCCGUUGGAUCCUCACGGCUGCGCAUUGUGUCUCCGGCGCGUCGACUAGUAGAAUUAGCUUACAAUACGCCUCGACGGAAACGGAUCCAAAUAGUACCAAUGUGGCGAAAGUGAAGCGCAUUAUAAUACACGAGUAUUACAGACCGGCAGACUCAUACGCCAAUGAUAUUGCACUGUUGGAAUUGUUUGGUCAGUUGGUAUAUAAUUACAAGACCAUUGCGCCGGUUACUUUACCCGAACCGAAUUUCGAGAUACCACAAGUGUCAGAGGGUGCGCCCGGUGUGUUGGCUGGUUGGGGCCGUAAUGAGACUGGCGGUCCAGUUCAGAAGGUACUACAGGAGGUCAAUUUGAAAAUCUACUCGGAUGAAGAGUGCACUAGUCGCCAUGAAGGACGUACAACAACCGAUCAUCUUUGCGGUGGCGUAGACGAGGGCGGCAAAGGACAAUGUAAUGGCGAUUCAGGCGGUCCUUUGCUCUACCAGGGGAGCAUUCAAUUGGGUAUUGUGUCGUGGAGUAUUAAACCUUGUGCCAUUUAUCCAUAUCCAGGCGUAUAUACAAAAGUUUCGCACUACGUCAACUGGAUCCGUCAAAAUGUAGAUUCCGUAAUUUAAAUAAAGUGAACGAAUUUAUUACCUUUUUCUCUGCUGGA